Messenger RNA from Trichoderma citrinoviride, 2696 nucleotides. RefSeq lists its product as hypothetical. Lineage: Eukaryota; Fungi; Ascomycota; Sordariomycetes; Hypocreales; Hypocreaceae. Gene Ontology annotation, cellular component: cell cortex of growing cell tip; actomyosin contractile ring. Gene Ontology annotation, molecular function: MAP kinase scaffold activity. The record is from RefSeq and is a predicted model, not a curated record. The transcript is spliced from 3 exons. Bases 6 to 2696 code for a protein of 896 amino acids.
CCACCAUGAGCACCGUCAGCGACCGCAAUGCGCCGCUCUCUCCAGUCUCUGUAGGCGGCAGCGAGUGGUCCUUCUCCCGCUACCAGGCCAACGACGACGGCCGCGGCUCCUAUCCCGCCCGGCCAAACAACAUCCUCACCUCGCCCCCCAACUCGGGCUCGGCGGCCUCGUCCGGGACCAUGAGCAUGAAUGGCUUCCCUCCGGGGCCGACCAACACCGGGGGCCCGUCGCCGCCGCCCUCCGUCGGCCGCUCCAGCAACGGCAUGAACAUGUACGCCAGGAGCGAGGCCGGCGGCGAGUCGCCCACCACCGCCAUCGACGAGGGCGUCCUGGCCGACCACUACGUCGCCCUGCGCGUCUUCCUCACCUCGCGCGACCCCAACAUCAAGCAGCCGCCCAACAAGGCCCGCGACAAGCUGCUGCGCCUGUCGCCCGUCCAGUUCUUCGAGCUCAGCACCGACGUCUACGACGAGCUGAUGCGCCGCCAGGCCGCCGCGCGCAUCCCCCCCAAUGCGCCCAACGUGCCGCCCGCCUUCCUGCUGCCCGAGAAGACGUUCCAUCCCAAGCGGAAUCAGGCCCGCCAGCGCCUCUCUUCGCUCGGGCCUCCUCGCUUCCGAGACCUCGCCGCCGAUGUCUUCCACGAGCUGGAGCGCCGGUAUCCGCAGUUCAUGGGCAACGACAUCCCGCGCGUGGGCAGCUCCAUGUCCAACCGCUCGGGGCCCAUGAACCGCACAGGAACGCCCGUCAACGGAGGUGACUACCCGCCCAGGGGACAGAGCCGCAUGCGAAGGCCGUCCAACGCCAGCUCCAUCAGAGGACCGCCGCCCAUCGACACCUACGGUGUGCCGCCCUCGCCCAGCAUCCCCAAUGGCAACUUUGCUCGGCCAAUGCCGCGACAUCCCACGCAGAACAACACGAUCGUACCCAAUAAGAGCACAAUGAUUGAAGAGGACGACGAUGGCGCUGAUGAUUAUGGGCUCGGAGAAUCGUCCGAGAAUGGACAAGCAUCUUCAGAGGUGAGUUUCGAUGCCAGGGCGGACAAGAAGAUCAUCGAGGACUACGAGGCGCAAGUGAAAGACUUGAAUUCCAAGAUUCAAAGCAUGCAAGAUGAAAUCAAGAAGAAGGAAGAGGAAAUCAAUAGUUUACGCGAUAACCACCAGUCCCAGGCCACCGCCAAGGAUGAAGAGAAGCAGGAACUGGCAGAAGCCCGCUCAGACCUCGAGGGCAAGCUGACGGAGGCGGAAAAGCUCAGCAACUCGCUGAAGCAGGAGCUGGAGCGCAUGCGCGAAGAACACGAAAACGAGACACGGCAGCUUCGGGAACAGGUGCGACAGAGCGUCAGCGUCAUGUCCUCUGCGAGUGUAAAUGAGGAUCUGCAGCGGGAAAACGAGGAGCUGCGACAGUCGCUCCAGCUACAGCAGCAGGUUACGGAGGAGGCGCGGGCCGAAGCUCGAGAGUUUCUGCGUGAGAUGCGGCAGCUCUCUCAGCAGAGCGGUUCUACAUAUGAGAAGCAGGCAGAGCUCGAAAAGACGAUUGAGCAGCUCGAGCGCGAGGUUCGGGAGUGGAGGAACCGCUACGCCAAGACCAAGACCCAGAUCAGAAGCCUGCGAGGCUCUUCCGCCGGAUUCAGCGUGGAUGGAGAGUCCACCAAGCUCCCGAGCGACAACACCCUGCUGGACGAGGGUGGACGGGUCAGGGACGUUCACGUCACCAAGUACCAGAUGGCCAUUGACGAGCUCCUGCAAAAGGUCCGCGACGACAACCCAGAAAACGUCAUAGACGCCAUGAAGGCAGUCGUGGUCAGCGUCCGGCUCAUUACGAGAGACCUGGACGAGUCCGCGCCGCGCGGAGAUGAAGCGUCACAGCAGCAGCAGGGAAAGCUCAGGUCGAGGAUCUCCGCCACCGCGAACAGCUUGAUUACCGUCUCCAAGAGCUUUGCGGCGAGCGCCGGCAUCACUCCCAUCUCCCUUGUGGAUGCCGCGGCGUCACAUCUGACCGUAGCCAUUGUUGAGAUGCUUAGGGCCGUCAAAAUCCGACCCACGCCCACCGAGGAGCUGGAGGACGACGAGGAUGGAAACGCAACCCCCAUCGACUCCAGCGGCUUCUUCUCCCCGCGCAGCACGGCGCGAGGAUCGACAACCCACGACGGCCUGCCUCCGGCCCCGGCUUUCAAGACUCUUGCCAACAUCAGGGCUAGCAUCGAGUCCUCGGCCUACAGCCCCGUCAACUCCCCCCGGGCAUCGGUAGAUGCGUAUGCGAAGUCGGCGCCCAACGGACACACUGAGGAGCACUACGACGGCCCAAUCGCAGGUCUGAAGACCUACCUUGAAGAACAAAACACCCUGUUGAUACCCGAGAUCCACAAUCUAGUGAACUGUGCUCGCGCGGACGGUGACAUUGGCCAAAUCUCCACGCACGUCGGCUCCAUCAAUGGCUUUGUGGAUAAGAUUGUCUCGGAGACUCGACGAUACGGACGCGGCAACAUGGUCGCCCGCCUGAGCGAGUGCCGAGACCGCCUCGUCCAAGCCAACCGCCGAGGCCAGGAAAUGGCGGCCUCUCAAGUCGACGAGAGGGAGUGGAAAGCUUGGUCCCUGAUGUUGCCACCGAUUGCGUUUGAGAUUGCCCGGGAAACCAUGGACCUUGUUGAAAUGGUGGAGGAGCUGGCGGCGUCACAAGACGCAGACGACUUUUCAUGA